ACUUUCAGUGAAUUGAUAAGGGAGCUUUUGUUCCUGGGGUUAUUCUGCUGUGAGUGGGUAAGCUGUCUCCAAGUCAUGAAUUAGACAAAUUCUGACGAUAAAUGACAGGAAGAUCUGGAAUUCUACAGAAUGAGAAUCCAACAGCAAGGCUGGUAGACUAGAGCUGGGCAAAAUGUCUGAUGGCCAGGAGGGAAGCCCUUGUGCUGAGCCGCAAGGUGACAGAGAAAAUGAGGAGCAGCAAAGUGAAGACCAGGAUGUGAAGGAGCACAACACCAGAUCAGAAAGCUUUAAGUCUCUGUUCAGGGCAGAGUCUCUGAGGGAUCAAGGUACUGAGAUCAAACCACUGGAGGCGGAAACGUGGUUCUUCAAAGGAGUGAGUGGCAAAGAAGCAGAGAGAGUAAUUCUCCAACCAGAAAACAAAGAGGGAACUUUCCUGAUCAGAGAGAGCCAGUCAAAGAAAGGUUGCUAUGCUUUACUGGUGAAGCAUUGGGAUCCCAAGCUGGAUUUUAGAGUCAUGUCCUACAAAGUAUCCAACAGGCCCAGUGGCUAUUACAUCAAUCCACGGGUCAAGUUCAUCAGCCUAUCAGAGCUAGUCAAGUAUUAUCACAGAAAUGCAAAUGGUCUGUGCCAAAGGCUCGCGAGCCCCCCGCUCAAAAAGUCUCAAAGUAUUUCAAAAACGGAUGGUUUUGAAAUUCCGAGGAAGUGCGUUCUUCUGCAAAGUAAACGAGAAGUUGGACAUUUUGCAGAAGGCAGGAUGAGGUUGAAUGGCAAUAAUGUCCGAGUGUCUGUGAAGAUGCAGAGUGUGGAGGGGACUCCAAACCAAGCCUUCCUCAGGGAGGUCAGCAUUCGUAAAGUUCUUCAGCAUGGCCGGCUGGUCCAACUUCUGGCAGUGGUGACACAAUCACAGCCCAUGCUCAUUAUCACCGAGUUCAUGAGCCAAGGGAAUCUAAACAGUUACUUGAGGAGUGACCUUGGUAGGCAGUUGGAAUUGGUGCUGCUGAUUGACUUUGCUUUACAGGUUUUGGAUGGAAUGCUUUAUAUGGAAGAGAAUGCGUAUGUGCAUAGAGACCUGAGAUCGGCAAACAUUCUUCUCAAUGGUAACCUGGAGUGCAAAAUUGGAGAUUUCAGCCUCACUCAGAAACUGAAAGAACAGAGAUACAUCCUCUUGAAAGAUGAAAAGGUUGCAGUUAAAUGGACUGCACCUGAAGUCUUCAGAGAGGAGACACACACUACAAAAUCUGACGUCUGGUCCUUUGGGAUUUUCUUGAUGGAACUGGUGACUUUUGGACAGACACCAUACCCAGGUCUAACCUUUGCACAAACUGUUCAGUUUUUGGAAAGUGGUCUUCGCAUGCAACGCCCCCUGGGCUGCCCAGAGGAGCUGUAUUAUGUCAUGUUGAUGUGCUGGGAGGAGGAGCCCUGCAGCCGGCCAUCAUUUCAACUACUGCGUGACCUGCUGCAAAACCUCUGACCCUUCCUUUGCUGUGCUAACUCUUUCAGUCCUUGUUUUAUCAUCCAGAGUGUGUUGUUGUUCCCAGGACUGACUAUAUCUGAUAAACCAAACCACAAUGAAUUAUUGUGGGCAGCACAGUGGCUAAGUGGUUAGCACCGCUGCC
This is a messenger RNA of Chiloscyllium plagiosum (whitespotted bambooshark), 1616 nucleotides long. RefSeq names its product tyrosine-protein kinase HCK-like. Gene Ontology annotation, molecular function: protein tyrosine kinase activity; ATP binding. The record is from RefSeq and is a predicted model, not a curated record. Gene Ontology annotation, biological process: protein phosphorylation. Lineage: Eukaryota; Metazoa; Chordata; Chondrichthyes; Orectolobiformes; Hemiscylliidae.